Molecule: messenger RNA, 8738 nt
Organism: Caenorhabditis angaria
Lineage: Eukaryota; Metazoa; Nematoda; Chromadorea; Rhabditida; Rhabditidae
Source: the annotation of a GenBank genome assembly
AUGGCCGAAUCAGACUCGGAAAUCUCGAACAUUGUGGAACAAGUUGUCAGUGAUGCGAUUCUCGAAGUUGAAAGAUCACUUCUCGAAAAUGAUCAUCAUGAAAAUCUAUCGGUUUCGGUGCUAACCAACUCACCCGAAUAUGCGCCAACAAUGCUUCUCUCACCAACAUUGUCACAUGUCACAAAUCCAGAUGUGACUGUCGAUCCGAUGGAUUAUGAAUUGAGUGUUGCGUCGGCGAUUUCGAGCGAGAAAACUAGAAAUAAGCAUUAUAAUGCGUGGCUUGAUAAGGUGAAUUUUCAUGAAAGCGAAAAAUAAAAUAAAUUCAAACCACGCGCGUUGUCGUCAACGCGGAGUCUCGUUGUUUUCUUUUUUAUUUUUCUUCUUUUUUUCGCUUUUCAAUUUUGAACCAUUUUGCAGUACCUCGCUGCCAACGGCGGAAAUCUCUACCCAUCUCGCGAUGAGAAAAAUCGCCUGGCCGCUGAAAUGAACAUCAGCGUUGAUCGAGUCACCCGAUUUUUUGCGAAUCGGCGAAGAAAACAAUCGAAGAAUAAGCCGAAGAAGGGAGGACAAGCCUCGCCGGUUACAAUUAUGGCAACUUCUGGUGGAUUGCAACAAAUUGUCAAUGAGGUGAGUUUGGGAUUUGGGAAAAAAUCAAAAAUUAGGUCAGCGAGUGGGGUCGAACCCGGGUUUUGCAAAUAGUAGGCAGCCCUGUAAACCACUCGGCCAUGCUGAUGUGUUUUUUUAUUUUCAAAAUUGUCAUUAUAUUCAAUAUUCAAAAAAAAAUAUUAUCGAAAAUCUUAUCGGUACCACGCGCCCCACCGAAAUAAACACGCAACGCAGACCGCGCCGCGCUAUAACACACACAAAUCAGGGAACGAUUCAAAUUCCCUCCCUUUUGUGUGUGUGUGUGUUGUGGCGCGGCGCGGCGCGGCGCGGUCUGCGGUGCGUGUUUAUUUCGGUGGAGCGCGUGGUACCGAUGAGAUCCCAAACCUAAAGAAAGAACGAAAAAAUUAAAAGUGUGUGUCAACACCAACUGGUCCGCAAACAUUUAAUCUUACGCGCUGACGCGAAAAGGCGCUGCAGAAUAGAAAACACGCUGCUCGCCUACUGUAUUUUUUGGGGAUUUUUAAAAAUGGGAACCCCUCCCCCCCCCCGGAUUUUAAAAGGGACACGUUAAAUGUAUGAACAUUGGGAACCCUGAGAGUGUUUCAAGCUUUGCUUUUCCCAGGGAGAAUACUAGUUUUCGAUAAUAUGUGGCCGAACUUAUUUUGGUGGCCGAGAAAUGUCGGGAGUUCGGCCAACGCAACAAAAAUUUUAUCCCUGAACUUUGACCCUCCUAGAAACAUUUUUUUGUAAUAAUGAAAAACGUUUUUUUUCAUUUUCUUCUUUGCAGGCAUCUGCUGUCAGCCCACAAAUUGUCGAUUUCACACAAGGUUAGUCUCUUUUCUUUCAUUUUUUCUGAUUUUUUCUUUUUUUUUUUCUCAGCAUUUUUUCAUUAAUUAGACAAAGUUACUCAUAUUUUGAAUAUUCUUAUUCUUUUUCUAUUUUUACUCUGUGUUCUCUCUGCGCGUUCUCCUCCUCUCGCACACUAUCUCGUUUUGGCGCGGCGCCGCCGCUCGACACGAUUGGUCACUUUUCUCUGGCGCUCUCUCCAUCCGCCACACACUAUUUCCGUUGGUUGGUUGGGCCGCGAAGCGAAGCGAAAAAAAAACGAGAAGGAUACGAUUUUUUUUCCUCUUUGCUUAUUGAUUCGUUUUUUGAUGUUCUUGGCGAGUUGUACAAUUUUUCUACAUUAAGGGAACAUCUCUUGAUUUUCCCGCGCGCGAAAUAUUUUUUUGAGAAGUAACAUAUAUGUAGAUUUGGCUAUUUUUAUGUUAAUGCAUUUUUCUGUGUUCAUUUGGGUCACAAAUACAAAUAGUUUCCCGACCCGACCCGACCCACAAUAUAAAUAUAAUCCUCUUUGUAGUUUUAUUGUAAACUUUUAUUUGGAAAUUUGUGAAAAUUUUGAAUUUGUAGAAAAAAUUCGAAAAAAAAUUUUUGAAUUUGAAUUUUUGAAUUUCCAAAAAAAUCUUGAUACUUUGAUAUCUGAAGGUAUGUAGUUUGAACCCUGAAUUUUGAAUAUUAUUUUUUUAAUUUCCAAAAAAAAAUCUUGAUACUUUGAUCUUGAGCUUGAGCUCCUUAGAAGUUGUUUUCUGAUAUUUUUUUGAUCUCUGAAAGUAUGUAGUUUGAACCAUCUUCUAAUUUCCUUCAAUUAAUUUUUUUGAAGUUUAGAAUUAGCUGAACCUUUUGGAAAGUGUCAAAAAAAAUGUUUAUAGUUUGAACAUCCACCCCUGCUCUAUUUUUCAAUUUCCCCUAUCUCAUAACAAAUUUAUGCGCGCGCUAAUACUAUAAUUAUAGUUUUGAAGGGGGCUGUUGGCAGGUGCAAACAAGCUCUAGAAAAUUAAUAAAGAAAAUGAACAGCCGUAGUAAUUAUUCUCGAGCCGCGCGGAUUUUGCCGCUUUUCAUUUUCUCAUUUCAUUUUUAGAAGAAGAGAUUUGUCUAGACUUGGUAACACCUUUUUGUGCUCUGACGGGGUCAAAGAAGAGAUGCUCUAAAAAUUAUUAGGGGGGCCAUCUGGUAUUUUGAACCAAGCGAUGUGAUGUGAUGUCUAUUAUAUUUAUAUUUAGAUAUAGGCCGACAGCCACCACUCAAAUGGGACGAAAAACCGCAGAAAUGACCAAUAGUCUGGUUUAUUAGUCUAUCUCUCUCUCUUCUAUUUUCUUUCGAUCUUUCUGUGUUUAUAUACGCUUUGUUCUAGAUUCAGAUUUUUUGCGGUGUGGUGUUCUUUGUGUAGAAAUGUUGAUUUUGGUCAAUUUUGAAGUUGUAAAAUUUCUAGAAAUUUUUAGAUCUCUUGAAUUUCUCUACGGAUUUUUGUUAAUUUUUAUCCGAACUCUAGAAGUUCAGAGAAAAUUUUAUUUUAUGUUGUUGUUGUCUGAAAUUUAAAGUUAAUUUCUGAGAUUUUUUUUUCAAGUUUCCAAAGAAAUUUGUAAAAUUUUUAGAAAUUUUUAAAAUUUUAUGAAUUUUGCUGCGGAUUUUGGUUUGAUUCCGACCAUACAUGUUUUACCCCUGGAUUUAUCCAGGGUUGCGGUCUUACUAACUCCGAAAAAAAUUUGAGGUCCUACUAACUUUUUUUUUGAAAAUAGAUUUUUUUGAAAAUAUUUUUAAUUAGUUAUCAUCAUAAAGUUUUGAACAUGAAAUAAUUUUUCGAUUUCAAAAUUGCUCUAGAUUAUGUCACAAGGUCCACUCUUACUCAUUAUCCAAAAUAAAUGCUUUUUCUGAAAGAUCUAGUGAGACCGCCGAACCAAAAACUCUCAAAAAUAUACUUUUUUCAACAAUACACCACUCUUAACAUAAUAAAGUGUUAACGAAAAUUGAUUUUUGCAUCUGAAAAUCUUUCCAAGUUAUGUCACAAAGUCUACUCAAAGGUAUUAUGCAAAAUAACUACACUUUCUAAGAAGUCUACUGAGACCGCCGGCCCAAAAACUAUCGAAAAUCUACUUUUUUCAUCAAUACACCACUUUUAUCAUCAUAAAGUGUUGAACGAAAUUUGGUUUUUGUAUCUGAAAAUCAUUCUAGGUUAUGUUACAAGGUCCCCUCUUAGGUAUUAUGCAAAAUAAAACCCCUUUCUAAGAAGUCUACUGAGACCGCCGGCCCAAAAACUAUCGAAAAUCUACUUUUUUCAUCAAUACACCACUUCUAUCAUCAUAAAGUGUUAAACCAAAAUUGAUUUUAGCAUCUGAAAAUCGUUCUAGGUUAUGUUACAAGGUCUAUUCUUAAUUAUUAUCCAGAAUAAAUGCCCUUUCUGAAAGGUCUACUGAGACCGCCGGGCACUUAUAUAAAAUUCUGGAUAAAAUCCAGGCUAACCCUGGAUAAAAUCCAGUGGUCUCAACUAUUUUCCCCAUGCAGCAUUAUUUAUCAACUUCAUAGUUCAAUAUACCUCAAUAGGACCUCUAGACACACUGUGCAAAUUUUCAAGUGAAAAUAUUAAUUUUGACAUACUUUUCUAGGUUUUGAGUUUUCUGGUAAUAACCAAUUUUCAACAUUUUCGAAUGGAAAAAAGUAUUUUAUCGUAUUUAUUCAUUGAAGAUAAGCUUUUAUAUUGUUGUAUAAGAUCUAAAGAAUUCGUAUUUCAAUUUACAAUUCAAUCCAUGAUUUUCUUCUAUAUUUUUUUGAAUAAUUGAAUGUAAAAUACAACAAUGUAAUUUACUGUUUGUGUUUUUUCUAUCUCUCAAACGCAUCCUAUUCAAAUGAGAAAAACAGCAUGCGGGUUAUGUGGGCACACAUAGCGCAGUGGUAGAGCGCUGAGUUAGGGACCCAAUGGUAGCUACCAUAGGGUUCGAGUUCACAUACUGGAAACGUGUUGCAAAAUUUUUCAAUUUUUUUCGAAAAAAAAAUAAAAUUUUUUUUAGUGUGGGAGGCUUUUGCCCCCCACACUAACGGUCUUACUAACUUUGAAAAUUUUUAUUUGAGGUCUCGCUAACUGUAGGGGUCGAUCCAGGGAGAAAAACAUGUAUGAUUCCGACUCUGAAAAAUUUGAAAAUAAGUUAAUUUGUCUGGAAACUAAAGUUAAGAUUUUCAGCCCAAAACCCUCAGAUUUUAGCCCGAAAUUCUGGAUAGAGGUUUUUUUUGGUUUUCCGCAUGUCUGAAAAUUAGAUGGAAAUAAAAUUCAAUUUUCUUAAACUUUUCGAAAAAUUUAUAUUUCAUUUUUUUUUUGCUCCGAGCUUUUCCUUUUCUAGAAAAUUCUCAAAGUUCCUCAAACCGUGUCCCUCCCCAAAUAUUUUCCCUUUCACGAUACGUUUCAAAGAUAGAUCGAAGUGAAACAUGUAAUUUACAUAAAAGGACCACCUGUCUAGUUUUUUUUUUUGUUUUUUUUUGCCUCCCUCGAAAAUCCCAUUUAUCUAACAAAGUCUGUCCUUUUUUCCUUUGUUCAACAAUUUAUUUGACACACUAAAAUUUCACAAUCGCCAGUUUUUUAUCUCAAUAUUUUUUUUUAUUUUGUUCUCAACAGGCAGGUCAUGUGAGAAGAAAUGAACACUUUUCUGUGUGAUAUCAUUUCUUUUUCUCUCUAACUUACUGAUUAUUACCAAUAUUAUUCUUCUUGUUAAAUAUAAACAAUCCUCAUUUUAGUCUCUCUCUCCCCUGUUUGCUCUUUCUCUGCGUCUCUCACCUUUCCUAUACUCUCUCAGUGAUUAGUGAUUGAGAGACGCAGAGAAAUUGAGGUGUGUCAUUUACUUAUUAAUCAUCAUUAUAAUAAUAAUUUUAAAAGUAUAGUUUUUGGCGCGCUCCCAAAAACCUUGGAAAUUUUUAUUCAUGUAUAUUUUUUCAACCCAAAGUGUUGUUGACCUUGACUUGCGCAACAAAUACGCGUGUCAGAUAAAGAAAAUUUCGCAACUUUUACAUGUUCUCUCUGCGUCUCUUCUCUCUCUCUCUCUCUCACUCGUUUUUUUUGCCAAUGGCAAAAAAAUGAAGAUGAUUUUCGAAAUUUUUCGUAUUUCUUUUUUCUUUGCGGCCUUGGGGUGGAGAGUGAAAUUUUUUAAUGAAAAUUAAAAAAAAACACAAAUAAAUUAUGUGUGCGAUAGAGCGAACUUGAAUUUUUGUGUCACCUUUUUUAGCAAAAGUUUUUUUGAAGGAGUACUGUUGAUUAAUUUGUCUGCAUACACCGCGCACUUGAUUUCACGACUUUUCGAAUUUUGAACCAAAAUCUAAGCUAUCGCCUUUGUUUCUCAACGAUUUUCAAUCUUUUUCUUUCUUAUCCAAUUCGAAUUAUAAUAAUAAAUGUUCUUUUUCUCUCUUUCUCCCCUAGGAGGUUUUUCAUCAAUUCUGGUUUUUUCGUUCAUUUUUUUGUCUGCUGCACUUUCUUCUUCUUUUUUUUGUUGCGGCGAAAGUUUUUUGUUUGUUUUUUGAUUGAUUGAAACCCUAGGUUUGGGUAACUUCGAAAUUUUUGUUGCGAUCGAUUUUUCUUUACUACACCAAAACCAAAAACCACCUGCGCCUUUAAACGCGCGAAACCAUCUGUCUCUAAGGAAUUAUUAAGAAAAAGAGACAAAAACACCUGCCAUCCCAUUUUUUUUCCGUCCUUGGCGCACACCAUUUCAUUUCGCUCGUUUUUCUCUCCAAAAACAAGCGAAAUAUAAUUCUUUGGCCUCUGAAAGUGUAGAUUUUUUUGCGAAAAACAACAGUGCAUUUGCACUUUAGAGACGACUUGUUUUUUUUUUGUCUGCUGUUGUAAAGUAUCAGUCUUUAAUUUUGUAUUUAGAGCUUGCAAGAUUUGAAUUCAGAAUUCAGAAGCUAGGAAAUAGUUUUCCUGAUUCAUCUCGAUGAGACGAAUCAGAUGAUGUAUUCAGAUUUCUCUGAAAAUGCCUCUAACAUGCUGAAAAUGCGUUGAAAAUGCGCGCACGCUGAAAACACUGUGCCCGGAACGCGACAGCAGAGAAAAUGUUUUGCCUCUACCCUUUUCUCAUACUCUCUCGUGUGUCUCUUUUUCUCUCGCGUCUCUUCACAACCCCACACACUCUCGCUGAAAACUGACUUUUGAAUAAAAACCGCAAUUUAAAAGCUUGAAACUCGGAAUUUCGAAGAAGUAAGAUGAUGAUCAGAAAGAGGAAGAGUAGUAGAACGCAGAGAUAUGAAAUUCACCCAAAAAAGUUCUGGAAACGGCUUUCAAACACGGGUUUGAAAAAAGUGAAUUUCUAUUUUUCAAUUUUUUUCAUCCAAAAAUGAAUUUUCCCAAAAUUUUCGUAACAGAUCUUGUAGAGAAGGUUAAGCUGGUUAGAUUCCAAUAUCAAAGUCUUAACAAUGAUAGCUACUUCAUGAAUUUAUCGCUCUCAAAGUUUCAUACAUGGGCAAGUUUUGACAGAAAACCAUGAGUUCAAAUGAACAUUAUUUGAAAUUAUGUUUUAACAACAAUGUAAUAUAGGUCUUCCUCUUUCAAAUGAUGUAUAAAACUUCAGCUUUUUGGAAAUAAUUCGAUGAGAAAAUCCAGAUUUGGUUUCAGAAGUUUUUUUCCCCAGAAAAAAAGAAUGGCCGAGAUUUUUUGUUCUGGCCGAACUAAUCGGAAACUCGGCCAUUGUUGCGCUCAGGGCACAGUGUGAAAACAAUUUCUAGUGUGUAAACACCACGACGCACAAAUGCACACAUUUUUGAGUACCGUAGUCAAAAUGACUAAUCUAUUUUUUCAACUCUUCUAAUCGUAUUUAUUGCCAUUCUCUCUCUCUUUCAUUUUCCUUUUUUUCUCUUCAUGAUAAAAGGGCAUUUUUAAUCAGUCAGCCAUUUUUUAUCGUCUCUCUGUCUCAAAAAAAUGUUUGUGAUAAAAAAAAAUAUUUUUCAGCAACACCAGCUCAACAAAUUGGAGGAGAGGAGAAAGAAGCGGAGAAGACUUUUCUUGAGGUUUGUGAUUUGAAAAUUGAAAAUUGAAAAUAUUGGAUAACUCAUAUAUUUUUUGUUUUAGAAAAUCAUGGUCGCACUAUCCAACAAUGUUCAACAAAUGGUUGCAUCACAAGAACUUGCCCAACUCGCCCUUUUCUUUGCCCAACCACAACAGCAACAACAAUCGGCUGAAAAUCCACAAAAUCAAGCUGAACAAGAAGCGAAAUUGCUUGCAUUCCAACAACCAAAUGUGCAACUUUUGAUGAUCUUCCUUCAACAACAACUUCAAUCCGGAGCAAACAUCAAUCUUGGAUCGGCUGUGCAACAAGUUCAAACCUAUCUGCUUCAUCAGCAAUUGUCGCAAGUUCAGGCGCAAGUUCAACAACAGGCUGCGCAAUUCCAACAACAACAGAAAGAGCUUCAGCAACAGCAACAAUGGGGUGGAAGUAGUAUCAGUGCAAGUCCGAUUAUUAAUUCGGAUAGUGAGAUAUCGGAACAAUCGGAAUUAUCGCCAAGAGCAUAUUUGCAAAUGCUUGAGCAACAACAAAAAGCGGCGGAUGUUACGCCAAAUGAUUUGGAUCGAAUGAGAUCGCCACCAUUCAAGGUAGAUUUUUUUUGCAAAUUAAAAAAUUGGGUUUCAUUUUUUUUUGAGAAUCGGGAUUUUUUUUUUGAAACUUCUAGCAUUAUGAUUUAUUCCCCACUAUGAAAAAUGUGGGUUUCCUAAAAUUUAAAAACAUGUUUUUAAAUUUUCCCUAUUGAACUUCAGAUUUAAUUUUCAAAAAAUCAAAAUUCAGAAAAAACUUGGGAAAAUCUUCUUGGAAUUGACCAAAAUUUUGAAAUUUUGAAAAAGUUUUGGGAUCUUUUAUUAUUCUAAUAUAUUCAUCCAAUUCAAUGAUUUUCCAAAAUUUCAUUGAAUUUUUUGAACUUGGAAUUUUAUCUAAAACUCAGAUGUCUUCUUUUUAACAAAUCGAAAUUUGAGAAAAAAUUUUUUUUUCAAAAUUCGAAAAAAUUUGGGAACUUUUUUUGUUGAAGUUUUUCUUCCAAGCCAAUGAUUUUCUAAAAUUUCAGGAAACUGGAUUUUUAACAGAUUUUUUUAGUAUCACAAAAUCCUGGAUUUAAUUCUUUUAAAAAAACCCAUAACAUUUUUCCAGGAUCCCCAUCAACUCGCCGAUCCAGAAAUGACAAAACUUCUCGACGCUCCCUCAACUUCAACCGACGUCUUCCAAUUCGCUGACAAUUCGGCAAGCUCAUUGGCAUACUCGCGACUUUCGGAGCGAGAAAAACUCGCUGUCGCCGCGUUGACUGAAUUUGGCAACCGAUCAUAUAUUCGUUAA